GUGACACUAGGGGGAUGAGAGGAUCGGUGAUCAGGCUCGCGGUUGGAUUUAAGUCCCGCAGCAAGCGACUGGUUCUUAGACUGGACCGGGUUAACUGAUGGCGAUGAUCGGGGCCAAUCUAAGAUUCGGCAUCGGCGCGUCGGGAAACGGGUCGUCGAACGCGACCAAGGUGUUCCAGUGUCAUCCAGGUGGUGCAACCGAGGCCACUCUCAUCUUCAGCCUCGGCGCUCUCGGCAUGGGCGCCAACUUCCUGCUGAUGGCGCUGAUCCUAGCCAAACGCCAGUUGCGCAGAUGGUCACAGGGGUUGCUGUUCCACCAAGCGAUGGUGGAUUGCGCUCGAGCUGCGAUUUUAUUGCCCCUCGGAUCGAGCAUACUCAACUGUCAGCCGAUGACCAAGUGUUCCCUGGUGGAGACAGCGUUUCUGCUGCUGGUGACAGUCUCCACGGUGAAUAUGUUGACGACAGUGCUGAACGACAGUCCGAUUUUCCCGGAAACCGACGAGGAGGCAGACCUAGCGGCUCCUUUGCUCAUGGAUUCGCCUCAGUGCGUGUUAUUCGGCACGUUCAUGAUAUGGUUCGCGAGCAUCACCAUCAACCUGGGUCCGACAUUUUUAAGCGGAGCGCUAGCAGCGAACACGGAAUCGGGCCACAAUGCACCGAGCUGCCCUCUGGUACAUGGCCCAUUCCGCCAUUACAUCCUAAACGUUCUCUGGAUCGCCAUCAAUCUGAUUUGCGUCGCUCUCACUCUCAUCCAUCUUCGAAAACUGCACAAAGACCUGACCAAGGCGAACGUUGAAGCGGUAAAGGUAGCACUACUAACGAUUCUCGUGAAUACAACGGGUAACCAACAAACGAACGCGGUUCCUGAAAAUUCUGCCGCAUCUACGAACGGUGGCACGCCCAAGAGGAGCGGAGCGGCGGAGGAGCACCGGAAAAUGAGGAAUUACUUAAAGAGGAUGGAGAGGGAGGGCGUGCAGAGGGUGAAGAUGUUUCUGGUGGUCACCGCCGCGUACGUUAUCUUUUGGGGACCACUGUUCUUCGUCACUCUGGUGAAUCAUGCUAUCAUCGGGAAUCCAACUGGUUACGAGGUGACUCUACAUAUCGCGUACAUCCACGCAUUCGUGAACCCGGUGCUCUUCCUCAGCCUGCAUCGCGGCCUACGUCAAGGCCUGUCGGAGUUCUUCUGCGGCUGCUGCGAGGUGAUCGCCAGCUGGAUUCUGGGUCCAAGCAUCCCCGUGGAAAGCGUGCAGCCACCACGAUACCACGAACCCAUGGAGGCGGUGCCAUCGCCGCCGGAACCACCGCUGGUGCAACCCGAUGCGUGUCCGGACCUAACCGACGUGGCACUGCUCAAACCACCUUUGCCACCCACUGGCAAACAUUUACUGGACGACGUUAUGAUCGUACCGCCGGAUCCGUGGACUCUGGUUUCAAGGUCGAAAAGCACGUCAAGCGUUUACGAGGAAGACGUUAGUAGAAGAUCGAGCAUUUUGUUACCGUCGGCCCCGAAAAUAAGCGACUCGGAAGUGAACGUCAGCCCAACUAGCAGCGACCUACCUAGCGAAUAAACUUUCUUAACAUGUUUCCUUAAACCAGCAAGAUUCAAUUACAGAAUUCCCUUUCUUUCGCGAACUUGGUACAUUGCUUUGCUUAUUAUGCAUAUCAUUUGGAAAGUUCCAACGAGAAAAUUUCGAAACAAUUUCAUUACGAAUUACGUAAACGUUCGUCCAUAGCUUGUACGUUAUUUUAUUUUAUAAAGCAGAAAAUUCCUCUUAGAUGGAAAAAGAUAAAUUUCCUUGUAGUUGUUUUAAACUAUACACUAACGAGUUUUUCAACAAUUUCCGUGGAAAAUUCGAUCAAAUUAUAUUGGAAAUAGGAAUACGAUAUUUUUCAGGCUUGAGAGAAAAUACGUUAAAAAUUGUUUAACAAAUGCUUCUUCCAAGAGAGAACAAAGUGUAACACGUUAACAAUUCGAAGAUUCUAGAACGACAAGAAGAAGAAUGUUUUCAGAAUUUUAUGUAAAUUCUUGUUUCAAUUAUCCUUAAACCUAAUCGAGGAUAGAUUGUGUGUGGUGUUUAUAUUAUAUUAAAAAUUAAUUGAUAAUUAAUUUUUUAAAAUUAAAAUGUUUAGAAAAAGCUCUGUAAAUUUGUGUAAAAAAGUCUUCGGUUGAAGUUGAUCCGUCAGAUGCUACACUACGCACGCAGAAUUGCGCGAUCGAUUGUCGCGAAAUCAGUGUUUAAAUCUCUAAUUUAUAAAUUUCUCGCGUUACAAAAUUAAUAAUAACACAAGUAUCGAUCAAAAAUCAAUAAUUAAACGGAAGAAAAGAAAAAUUUGUACGUCGCUAGUUGCAUUGUCGUAAAAUCUCUUCGAUCGAACUAUUCAAUUCUUAUUGUCGUGACUAUACUUGGCGUAUCUUUAGUCGUACGAGUAAUAUAAUCAUUAAAAAAUCAAGAAACACUAUACAGUAGAUAUUAAAUGUCAGUUAGAUGAAAAAUAAAUAUUUGAUGUAUAAGAAGACGAUAGAAGAAAUUUUUACCAAUUUUCAGAAGAUACUUGUCAUUCGUUUCUAGUCGAUGGUAUUGCGAGAUAAUUUUGUAAAAUGAUCAUAUUCGUCAGCGACGAUGAAUUCGAUGAAAGAGCAAUUUAAUGUUUGUAAUGUACGAAAAGCUGCAAUAAACGUUCAAUUCGUCCUUCGAAAGAAAUAUCGAAAAAAUGGUAAAUAGUAUACGUUUAAUAUAAAAAAAGAUACUUAGAAUUUCUAUAAAUCCCUAUGAAUUCUGCGAAGCCGUUCCAAAAACGACCAAAGAUAUUUCCAAAACUCGAUUUGUCCAAUUUACUAAAGAGAUAUGCACGUACGCGCGAUAUCUUCGCAGCGCUGAAGAGUAGAACUCGAUGAUGUCGAUCGACUGACAGAAGAUUGCAAAUGGACGACAACCGAGAAACUGAGUUGUCCACUUGCAAAUUCCUCUUCGUAGACUAGGAAUCCUCUUCGAAACACGUAAACUUUCCAAAACUCGCGCAAAAAUGAAAAGAAGGAAAAGAAGAGAAAUCCGCGGGACGUUCACUUUCCGGUCGUAACAAGCAACAACAUUCGUGGUUCUCGUAACGAGAUACAGGCGCGAAGAAACAAGCGAAGAGAUGGAAAAACAAAGGAAAAUCGUUGCCAAAGAGGUUCUGUAAAGAACCGUCCAAACAAUAAUCUUCGAAGAUUGCCAAAACUCGCGAAGAAGAGAUAGGAGAAUGAUGGUUUCGCCAACGUUAAGCAUGUUUCCAUGUAAAAUUUCGCUUUCUAGACAACUCUGUUUAGAUAACGCUAUAUUCAAUGAAACUAAAAAAUCAAUGAAAAUAAAAUAAAACCAAGUAAUGUAAAGUAAAAUGAAAUGAAGCAGAGCGGAAAGCGACGCGAAGAAACAAGCUAGAGAUUAUUUAAGAAAAGUAGAAAAGCGCAGAAUGUCACCGACAAAACAUAAAUAGUUCCUUAAAUUGUGAAUCGAACAGAGCAUUAGCUGCACCAAUUAGCGAUCAAUUAAGCGAUUAAUUAGGGAUAUGUUAGAUAGUCUGCACCUUCGAAUGAGCUUUCCAUUAAACUGGGGACUCAAAGUGAUCGAGAUUUUGCCUCGAUUAUUACUAUUAUUAUUAUAUAUAUAUUAUUUACUAUUACGAUUAUCUUUAUUAUACACGUAUUAUACAGACAAUUAUAUACAGAAGCGGAGUCGCAUGUGCGCAUAUACAGGGUGUUCGAUAAUUAAACGCUCUCGGUGUCGAGCGUGAAAUUGUUCGAUAUACGAUGUAUAAUGGUGAAACUGUAACAUUACUUUUUUGUUGUAAUUAGACUCUUCGUUUAACGGAUAUUUGAUAUAUAUAUAUUAUAAGAUCUUAUACUACAAUUAGUUUAUUUAUAAUAAAUGGAUUAAACAGAUGUUGAUUAAAAGGGAAA
This is a messenger RNA of Bombus pascuorum, 3936 nucleotides long. RefSeq lists its product as uncharacterized. Gene Ontology annotation, biological process: G protein-coupled receptor signaling pathway. The coding region runs from base 98 to 1567 and encodes 489 amino acids. The transcript has 8 exons. NCBI's taxonomy places the organism in Eukaryota, Metazoa, Arthropoda, Insecta, Hymenoptera, Apidae. The record is from RefSeq and is a predicted model, not a curated record. Gene Ontology annotation, cellular component: photoreceptor outer segment; membrane. Gene Ontology annotation, molecular function: G protein-coupled receptor activity.